AUGCAGUCAGGAGCCUCGCUGAUGGCAGAAGAUGGACACAAGGCCCAGACCUCAGCUGAGAUCUGGGGCAGGGAGCUCAUCAAUGCAGACAAAAGUGUGCCAUGGCGUGCACUCCAUCACUGUGACGUGUGGCUCCCAGACCCAGCGUGGAGCGGUGGGCGUAUUGUGGAAGUCUAUGAGAGCUUUGACACCACGGAUAGCAGCCUCUGUGAGUGGUCCUCUCCCACUGUGGCUCUGUACCCUUUAUCUGGCUGCAAUGCUUUCAUGCACACUGCCCAUUGCCAGCCACAGAGUCCCAGAGCUAUGUCCGAAGGGGCCCACACUGUCCCAGCACAAAAAUAA
Messenger RNA from Knipowitschia caucasica, 342 nucleotides. The record is from the annotation of a GenBank genome assembly. NCBI's taxonomy places the organism in Eukaryota, Metazoa, Chordata, Actinopteri, Gobiiformes, Gobiidae.